This is a messenger RNA of Ectocarpus siliculosus, 1434 nucleotides long. The record is from the annotation of a GenBank genome assembly. NCBI's taxonomy places the organism in Eukaryota, Phaeophyceae, Ectocarpales, Ectocarpaceae.
GUUGGGCCCCAUCUACCUCGAUUACACGCUGCACGCUCCACCUGCCACGCACUUCACGGUCACCAUGGCUCCUGAAGAUUUUCCGAACCACCUCAGGCGGGUACGGAAAUGGUAUCGGUCGGGGUACCUGGCGGUGAACGGUGCUGCGGUCGUGCUCAUCGGGAACAUUCCUGGAACGUUCCUCUGGGACCAAGAAGCUGGCGAAGCUGUGGACGGGGAGGCGUUCUCCGUGUUUCUUGCGGCAGUUGUGCUCUCGAUCCUCGCGUUCCUCGCAGUGCAGGGAUCCAACCCAGGCUACCUUUCCGUGCAAAGAGACUGGGUUGGCGAUAGCGGCACCGAGGCAGAGGAGGAAACAACGUGUUUGACUGCAACACCUGAAGUUCAACACCACAGCCAUCCUCACGACGAAGAAAAAGGAGAACAGUCCGGCGAGGCAAGACUGUUGACUAGUACCAUCACAAGCAGCGACCACGCUCCGAAGAAGCCAGUCGAAGAGGGCCAGCCUACGGAGGGCAACGACAAGAGCAGCAUCAUCAACACCCCAAGCGUUGUCGGCGGUUUCGAAGGCUCGUUGACAAGGCCUGACUUUGUCCGAUGUCGGCGUUGUCAAGACAUGAAGGUGCCCCUGCGGUCCCACCACUGCCGGGAAUGCGGACGGUGCGUGGCGACGUUUGACCACCACUGCAAGAUUAUCGGGACGUGCAUCGGGGAGAGGAACCACUGCCGCUUCUGGUGGGAACAAGAGAGUUCGACCUGCCGUUCAGCGAGGGGCUUCUGGGCAACCUGCGGGGGUUCUGUUGCAGCCGUGAUGACUUUCGUGUACGCGGGGGAUGGUUGCUAAGUACCGGGCGCGCAGCAACAGUUGCAGCCUGGAGGCCAAGGCUCUGGAAGCUCCCCGGCCGCAUCGUUCGCGACUCCGAAGACUGGAGAUCUAACUUGUGGGAGAACAAAUACUGGUCUUGUUGCUAAUAUCUCAUUGGAAGCUUCCCGGCCGCAUCGUGCGCGACUCUGAAGACUGGGGGUCUAUCCUGUGGGAGAACAAAUACUGGUCUUGUUGCUGAAUCCUCAUUGUCCUUAGACCGGAGACCAAUGGUAGUUUUUCGACGGGACGCUUGGUGCCCCCCUUGACGCUACUUGGACCCCUUCAUGCUUGUGAGUGACUCCAGCUUGCCACGUGUGGACCAGAGGACUGCAUCGCUACCAUUGUCCUGGGAUGCCAUCGGCGCAGACGCUUCCCGCCGAGGGGGGGUCCGUACCCGGACAUCAAGCUUUGCAUAAAAGACCCUGAGCCACUCCUGCACUAACUCACUUCUGGUAGGUGCUCCGAACUUCAGUCGUUUUCUCUACCUCUAUGGGCCCAGAGCAUACUGCCCGAAUAGAAUCCAGCGCUUGAGAGUACCUUCGCCGUGAUUGGUGUUGGGGAUCCCGCAAAUG